AAAGCCUCGCGGCAACUCGCUCUGCAGGUUAUCCCGGUGAAUCACUCCUCAGUCGGCUAUAAGUAGGACAGCUUUCCUCAUGGUUUUAUUUUCCUUUUCGCGCUCCCAACAGGGACUUUGUUUUCAGACACCAUGAGUAAGUCCAACAGCCUGAAAGUAAAGGGCUUUUUUAAAUCCAAAUCACUUGAUAAAGACAGCAAGAACCUGAAACGGUCGGACACCCUCAAAGAUGGAGUAUCGACUUUACCGACGAGCCCCGGUCCCCUCAGCCCGGGACACAACGCCACAUUGGCCGGCGAUGUUGUACCCAUUCCCCCAAAAGAAAAGAAGGGAAGGCGGCUGUUGUCAUUCAAGAUAAAACGGAAGAAAUCCAAGCGCAAAGAAGAAGGAGAGGAGGUGUUCUUCACUGAUGAAGUGGGCAGCUUCAACAAACAACUGAGCUAUGACCAGAUGAGUGUUUCCACAGAGUGCAGUUUCCGGACUGAAUCGGACUGGGAACCUUAUUCUGAGUCUACGUCCAUGAUCAGCUUCGACAUGACUCAGCCACACGGGUCCACUUCCCCCUCAAAAUUAUUUAAGAGUUCGGAGGACAAGAGGGGAGUGUUUGAUCGCAUCAGCAAUUUCUUCAACAAGAGAAAAAAGAGCAGCAGUAGGCGGCACUCAGAGGCCUCCAAUUCAAGUUCCCCAACGUCCCCCUUGUCUCCACAUUCACUCCAGUCGCUACAGGAGGAUGGCCUGGACAAGACACCAACUCCUUCUCGGAAAGACAGUCAACUAACAGGGUUUUCUCAUGGAGAAGACAGAACGGGAGCAGAGUUUGGUGACACCCUCAGCUCCAGUCCCAGCACCUUAAGCAUGGCUUCUCUGUUGACAGACGGAGCAGAGCUCCCGUUCGCAGAUAGUAACAGCAGUGGCCAAAGCAGUGUGAGGGAGGUGCACGUGUGCAGGGUUAGCACAGCUAGCGGUGCAAGUAAUUCUGGGAAUUUGACUCCCACUACUCUGGAUCUUGCUACUAGCACUCAUCCAAGUGCUGAUUCCAGCUCAACACUAGGCUUUACAGAGUCAGUGGUGGAGGAAGUGAGCAAGAGGCUAAAGGUCAGUUUGGAUGAAAAUGUCCUGAAGAAUACAGAGAGUUCCAAUGAGGAUAAUGAAGUUGGUCGCACCUCACUGUUGGCGUUGAACACCCCCCUUUCCAAGGCAGCUGAGACCCCAAAGUCACCUAACUUGACUUCAAUAAGCUUAGCAUCAAAUAAAACAUCAGUGAAAGUUGGAGAGAAGGGGCACAGGACUGCGCUGAGAGGAAUAACUUUAGGCUCUCAGUCGUCCACCUCACACCUCAUCUCGACCACACAGGAUGAUGAAAACUCCUCCCCGGUCAUAGUGAGGGAAAACAAGAGGAGGGGUCAGGUAUUCUCUUGGAACACUGUAGCCGAAGCAUUUAGCGCCUCACCUGAGGAGGAGCAAGGGCCCAGAGGAGAGUCUCCUGUCCAACUCCACAAAGCCAUAUGGGUGGAAACAUACCUGGGAGCUGAAGAGGAAGGGGAGAGGGAGGGGGAGAAAGAGAAGGAUAUAAUUCAACAAGGGGAGGAGGGCUUCAGAGCGGACUCGCCUCCCGUGCUGGCUAUACCUGUCACAGUAAUUGCUGAGGACGACUCAAUCCCCCAGUGCGCUGCAGAAAGAAGGGCUUCUACCCCCUCCGAGACCUUGACGUCCAGUGGCAGCUUGCCAGAAUCAGCCAUCUCCUUGGCACCGACUACAGGGGAGUUCCAAACAACCUUACCACAGCCAGAGGAGCCUGACACUGGCACAGACUCAAAGCAAAGUUCACAACAGGAGAAACACAGAUCGAGAGAAAUUCGUGUCACGCGCAAGACUGUAAAUCUGCCUCCGAAGCACAAGGUAUUUGCCCACAAGGUGUACGUUAGCCCGGAGCCAAGUUUGGAUGGGAACGAAUCAGCGGGAGAAAAGCUCGGCAGAGUUUUGACUACAGAAACAACUGAAAGGAAGCUACUCCAAAACAACAAUGUGGAUCUCAAGGAAGCCAACCUUGAGCCAUUUCCAACAACAGAUGAGACUACACACUCUGAUACAAAUACUCCUGAACCCCUAGAAAAAACAGACUGUGAGGCCUCUGACUUUGAAAAUAUCUCAACAACCUCAGACAUGUCCAUAGCAAAGUCCCGAGCGGUGGGAUCUGGGGUAAGAGGCCCAGGGGCUAACCAGGCUACACCCUCCAAACGAGGGGUCAAAGCAGCAGCAGCAGCAGAAGGUCAGCAUACCACGGCAAGUGGUGCAAAGACCCCAUCCUCCGCAGCUGGCAGCAAGGCCAAAACUGUGACAACAAAGGCUAAGGCCUCCACAGAGAGCACAAAAGUGGGAACGUCCAGUGAUAUGCCACCAAAGAAGGAACAUAGCAAAGAUAAAACACUUUCCAUGUUACCAACAUUAAAAGAUCAAAGCACCAGUGGUCCAUCAAGUCCAACAGGUUCAAAGUCUAAAAUCCCCAAAAGGUCAGCAUCAGAUGCUGAUGUGAAAUCACCAGUGACACCAGAUAAAACACCAGUGACUGAUGCCUCUGGGCCAGUGUUCACCACUAAAUUGCAGAAACAACCCAAAACCAAAGAAACUUUAAAAUCUCCGGUCACUACAACCAAAGUUGGCAGGAAACAAAGUUUUGAAGAUGCCAAGGGUAGAAAAGCUCUGUCAGGAGACAUAUCUCCCACAAAAACAUUACACAAGACGGGAACAAAGCUUAUUAAAGAAAAUUCAGAUGAGGACAGUGGCUCUAUAAACCUGUUCAAUGGUGUGGAGAAAGACCAUGAGGAGAAUAGUACUAAAACAGGACACCCAAUUGGCAGAGAGGGCCUGAAUGUAAAAAAACAAGGGCAAAACCAUCCGGAGAAUAAUGCCUCCCUGGUAUCAAAGAGUCGGUUGCCCAUUUCAUCUCCAACAAGAAAGAAGAACGAUGAGAUAACUAAAAUAAGUGGCACUAACUAUAAAAAAAUGACAUCUGGUCAGACAGAUUCAGACAGAUCCAAGACAGUCCAAAAGCUGCAAGAAGUGACUCCUGGCGAGAGACCUGGUAGUGAGACACCACCUCCACUUCCUGAAAGUCCCAAAAAAGCAGGAAGCAUGCUGUCAACCAGAGUAUCCAAACACCUCUCUAAAAGAAGCAUUAGCCAAGAAGAGAGUGACUUUUGUGUCUCUCCACCUCCUACCAAGCAUGAGGAAACUGUCUCAUCAAGGCUCUCCAAACAGAGCAACAUCAAACACCACAAAAGUCUGAUCAAGGAUUCAGCUGAUCCCUCAUCACCUGUAAAGAAGCUUCCUACAAUGAGUCAAAUAGUAACAUCCAGGAAACAUUCACCAACUAGGAAUUCUGCAAGCACAUCCACAUCCCAACAGGACUCAAAUCAGAGCACUAACACAGAGACAGCUGUCAAAGCAUCUGAGAGUGGCAUAGCAGAUGUGAAAGACAAUACAAGUGGUGACAGAUUAAAAUUCAAGUUUCCAUCUACAGAGGAACAACAGCACAUCAUAAAACUCCCAGGCAGUCAGUCCAAUACCAGUGAAAACAAGCUGAAAGGAAAAGAGACAAAGAAAUUAGAGAGCAUAACCAGCCCUGCAACUGAGGAGAUUUUUAUAAUCCAUCCAAUACAAAGAAAAGAUGCGAUUAUUUCAGAAAACACUCCAUUAAACGUUACACCAGUUACAGGUCCAGGGACUGUGGUAUUGCCUUGCAGAGAAGUUGCCAAGGCAAGUCCAUCUCAGUUGCAAGUUACCAAUACUAAUACUGAGAGUAAUUGCCAGGUAGGGCAGCAUGAGACCAAACAACGAGUUAAGUCUACAUCUAAGAAAUCUCAAAUUCAAAGGGACAACACCGCCCAAGAACAGAAAACACCGUUUUCACAAAAGAUUUGUCCAGAAGAAGUAAAAGAGAAAGACAUUUUAGAGGCAACCAAGCUAAUAAGUAAGACAAAACCAGAUUUAAUCCAGGAGCGACGCCUUCCAGAGCCAAAUUCUGCAGUUUUGGCUCAGGACACAAUACCAGCUCAUGAGAAUGAAACUAAUAUGUCAGCAAAACUUGCUGUGGAUGGUAGCACUCACUGUGACACCAUCACCCACUCUGGUCAGGAAGGUGUUAUGGCCAUUAGUGUUUCCCUUGAAGAAACUAAUAAGGUCACUUCUAAAGAAAAUAAUAGAAAUAGUUUUCCUGCUAAAUUGGCCUCAAAAGACCAAGAUGCUGAGCCAAAAGAUAUACUUUUAGCCAAUUCCAUUGCGGUUUCAGUUGAUGAUCUGUUAUUGAAGGAUCAAACCACAAAUAUCAUUCUUAGAAAUGAUAGCUUGCCCACAUUAAGCAGAGAUUUAGUUAACGAUUUUGAGGUAGAGGAGGAAAGUAAAGAGGAGGCUUGCAGGAAACCAGCAAAGGCUUUGGACAUUCAAACAGAAGCUGUUUGUGAAAUGUCUAAGAAUGUUGAAAAUAAGCUGGACAAAGAGCCUUUUUUACUGGCAGGAGAAUUUGAAAGUCAGGAGAAAGACUCAAAACCAAAUGAAAAGCUGAAUGAUGCAGCAGUGGAAAGCACUGACUCAGAGAACAUUUCCACAAAGGAGCUUAAGGGCAUAACAAUUGAGAAAGAAGCAGAGAGAGCCAUUACAAAAACACAGAAGCCAACAGAUCUAUCAUCAGAGGAAAAACGUUUACAGCCUGACUCAGAAGAGGGACCACAGACAGUAGUUACGGCUGCCCUGGAAGAGAAGAUGACAGAAGCAGAGGAAGCAAGAAGUGCACUCCAUGAAAAUACAGCCAGUGUGGUUGAUACAAAGCAGAAAUGUAAGAUCCGCCUAAAAGAAAAUGCAGACAGUGGUGAUAAGGACAAAGACCAGAAGAUGAAGACAUCAACAGAGAAAAAUGAACAGAAACCCAAAGUUCUUCUAGCCAGAGAUGAGAAGGUCAGUGAUAAGGUAGAAAAUCAGGAGGACAAACACACGGAUGUUGUUAAGAAGUCACAAACUCCAGAAUUAAACGCCAUAAGCUCUGGAACUAAUUCUACUAAAGAAAAUAGCCAAACAAAGGAUUCAUCAGUGAAGAAUUUACCGAAUGAGAUUUCAAAUAAGACUGCUGGCUCCAAAGUUAGGAGGCACAAGGAACAGAAGACUUUAAUUGUUAGAGACCAAGAUGACAACAUAGAAAAAACAGAGGAACAUGCUUCUAGAUCAGCAGAAUCCAAAUGUCCAAAUACUGACCUAAAACAAGAACUGGAAAUGGUAAGAACAGAAGCUCCAGAGAAGAUAUCAGAAAGCCAAACUCAAGAAAUAAAGGUUGUAAGCACCAAAACUCAGAAUGCUGAUGGAGCCAAGGAACAGACGACUUUAACUGCUAGAGACCAAGAUGAUGACAUUGAAAAAACAGAGGAACAUGCUUCUAGAUCAGCAGAAUCCAAAUUUCUAAAUGCCCACCUAAUACAACAACCUGAGACAGAAAAAGCUCCAGGGAAGACCACUGAAGUUGUACAAAUAGAUACCAGUCAAGAAUUAAAAGCAGUAGGUAGGGAAACCCAGAGUGCUGAAGGUACUAAAGAGAAGACCAAAACAAAGGAUCCAACAAAGAGUUUGGCGAAUGAGACAACAAUUAAACCAGAAGCUCCAAAGAAGGUAUCAGAAAACCAAAUUCAAAAACUAAAAGCUGUAAGCACUACACCUCAGAGUGCUGAUGGAGCUAAAGAGAAGACUGAAACAAAGGAUACACCAAUAAAGAGUCAGGUGAAUGAAGUUGUAAUUGAGAAUGCUAACUCAGAAGUUAGCACCCAAAAGGACCAGAAGCCCUCAAUUGUCAAAGUUGGACUUGUGAAGGUUAAGAAACCCGAGAAAAACUCUGAACAAUCAACAGAUAUCAAAGCCCCGACUGCUAACUCAGUUGUUUUCCCAACUGAAAAAGCAGGUAGUCACACUGAUAGUAAACAGAACAAAAGAAAAGAAAUGAAAGAGGAUGGUGAAGUUGAAAACAAAGGGACAAAGCAGGAGCAUCAGCAGAUGAAAGCCUCGAAGAUAGACGCCAAGCAAGAGUCGGAACGCAUUACUGUAAAAGAUGCAUCUAGCAGAAAUGGUGGGGAAGAACAAAAAGACAAGCCCACUGAUAAAGUACUAAAUAGCCCUGAUGUUCAAAAGAAUAAUGAAGAAAAAACAAAAACAGAUCUGAAACAGAAACUGCAGACUUUAAAAGAAGAGAAACCCAUAAAACUCAGUGAUCAUCCAAAGCCUUCAAAGCCAACACUUACUGGCAGUUUGUCUCGUUCUCCGACAGCAGAACGACCUUUAACAUCUCAAAGUAUUCAGCAAAAGGAGUCUCCAUCUAGCUGGUUGGAUGUGAUGCAUCAAAAACAGAAGAAGGAACAUAAAAGAAUACUAAAUGCCUCCGCCAGUGAGGAUAAAUCUCUUGAGCCUGACGACUUUGAUCAUUUUAUCAGGAGCAUUAAGGAGGCCAGCAUUCCGUUCUCGCUGCCUCCAAAGAGGCAUGUUCGUAAAAAGUCCCCAUCUCCACCUUAUGCCAUGCCAGCCAUCAAGGAGGACCAUUUUGAGAGAACGUUUGAUCCAGAGGAAUUCCAGUUUGGCUUAAGAAAACAUGGAAACAUUUUUAGGGAUCCUUCCCCAGCUAUGGUGCUUAAACAAAAAGCAGCUGAUAGGAAAGCACUGACCCUAGAAAAAUGCGCAGAAGAUAGUGCCAUAUACACACCAAGGGACAAUAUUAAAUCACUUGACGAGGUGGAAGGAAAAGAUGGAGUCAACGAGGGGACACACAUUGAAGCAGGAAAAGAAGAGGGACAAACAAACAAUGGAGAAGAGCCUGGGAAGCUGAUAUCACGACUUGGAAGGAUGUCCAUCCUCUCUAACUUACUGAGUUCCCCUCAUUCCUCCAGGAAGGCCAAAGAGGAAGCUACCUCCGCCUCAAAUAACACACAUUCUAACAAGCAACAGGGCCUGCUCUCACUUGCAAAGCAGGAAGUUGUUGAAUCACCUUUGCCUGCCGUUGAAGCAGAUAAGAAGGGUGUGAGAGGUACAGAUCAAGGCCCACUUGUGGGUGGUGGUAUAGGUACAGGUAGUGAGUCAGCACUCAACCACUCCUCUCCUCCUCUGCCCUUGUUCUCUGAGAUAAAGCUGCCUGUUCAUUUGGAGAAGUACCUCAAGAAUAACAAACCAGAAUCUGAGGCCUCCCAGGGCUCUACACAGACAACUAAAACUAAAAUGAAUCCUGAGGGUUCUGUGAUAGACCAGGCCUCGAUAUCAGGAGUACCCGAUGUGGAUGUGAGCCUGAAGGAGCCUGCAGGAGUGCCUCCAACCAGCAACAUUAGCCAGCAGACUUCUAGAAAUGGACUUGCUACUUCUACAACUAAGAUACCUGCAGUAAGAGGGUUUCACAAAAGGCCUGGAAAGAUUGUGAUACAUGAACAUGCUCAGUUUGGAGGGCAGCCGUUUGAACUCUACUGUGAUCUAGAGGAUGCCACCGCAAUUAAGCUUUCCCCUGUCAUCUCAGUCAGAGUAAUCAGAGGAUGCUGGCUCCUCUUUGAAAAACCUGGCUUCCAGGGUCGUAUCAUUGCACUUGAAGAAGGUCCCACAGAGCACUUAGUGAAUAUGUGGGCAGAGGAGGAAACACCAUCAGCACUAGACCAGAUGGGUCAACCUGUACCAACAGCACCUAUGGUCAUAGGUUCUAUUCAGUUGGCAGUUAGAGACUAUAGCAUACCCCAAAUCGACCUGUUUGCAGAGGUCAAUGGGUUGGGGAGGAUGUCAUCUUACUGUGACGACGUUGUAGAGAUUGCCUCCUUUGGGAUUCCACAGACCACUGGCUCCAUUAAGGUUCAUUCUGGAGUCUGGCUGGUGUACGCUGAUCCAGGGUUUGGAGGCUUUGUUGGAGUGCUGCAGGUGGGGGAGUAUCCCUGCCCGGAGUCCUGGGGAUUCCCUGAGCCCUUUAUCGGGUCUCUCAGACCUCUCCGAGUGGGACCAAUAAUGGUGGAGCAUCCUCGUGAAUUCAAGGCCUUAGUGUUUGAGAAGCCCAACUUUGAUGGAGAGUGCAUAGAGGUUGACAGCGAUGCGUAUAACUUGCAAGUAGAGCUGGAAGAGGAGAAAACAGGCAAACCAGACAAGAACAAGAAGACAUUGUCUACAGUGGGGUCUUUAAAGAUUCUUGGUGGUCUCUGGGUGGGCUAUCAAGAGGCAGACUUUGAAGGCCAGCAGUACAUCCUGGAGGAGGGGGAGUAUCCUCACUGCAGUGACUGGGGAGGAUCUGAGGAUGGGCUCCUGUCACUUCGGCCUGUAUGCACAGAUUUCCUUUCCCCUCACGUCAAACUGUUCAGUGAGCCGCACUUUGAUAAACUGGGGCGCAACGUGGACUUGCUGGACCCCGUCCUCAGCAUGGAGGACGUCGGCCAUAGUGCCAAAACUCAGUCUGUCAACGUCAUGGGUGGAGUGUGGGUGGGGUUUGAGAAGCCUGGAUUCAGUGGAGAGCUCUACGUUCUGGAGAGAGGCAUGUAUGCAAGCCCAGAGGACUGGGGAGCCCAGAACUUCAACAUCUCAUCCAUACAGCCGGUCUUCCAUGACCCACUGAUGGUAACAACCAGAUUCAAGGUGCAGCUGUAUUCUGAGUCGGACUUCCAGGGAAGGCUGGUGUCUCAGGAGGACAGCGCAGCAGCCCUGGAUGAGGACUUCCUACCCAAGUCCUGUAAGGUGCUGGCUGGCAGAUGGGUGGCAUAUGAAGGAGCUCAGUUCACAGAGAACAUGUAUGUGUUGGAGGAGGGAGAUUACCCCAACACAGAGGCCAUGGGCUUCCUGCCCUCAGACUCUACCAUUCGCUCCAUACAGACCCUUGGACAUGAGUUGUCUCUGCCCUCCAUCGUCCUGUUCAGUAAGGUGGGCUGUAGAGGCCGCAGAGCGGUGCUGACUAACGGAGCUGUGAACCUGAUGCAGGCAGGCAUGGACACGCGCAUACGCUCCCUGGUGGUGGAGGGAGGAAUGUGGGUGUUGUACGAAGGCAGUAAUUACCGGGGUCGACAGCUGCUUCUCCAGCCCGGUGAAGUGACUGAUUUGUGGAAGUUCAGCGGCAUGCAGCAAUUAGGAUCCCUACGUCCAUUACCCCAGAAGCAGAUGUACAUCCGUCUGCGGAACAGGGGGACCGGAUGUGUGAUGUCCCUGACGGGAACUCUGGAUGACAUCAAGCUGAUGAGGGUUCAGGCUGUGGAGGAGACUGGAGGGUUAGAGCAGGUCUGGCUCUAUCGGGACGGGCAGCUUACCUGCAAGCUGGUGGACAACUGUUGCCUGGAGACCACAGGCAGUGUGGUGAUGGAGGGCGGACGGCUUUGUGUUGCCCCGGAGCGAGGCAAAGGCAACCACCUGUGGAACAUCACCCCAGAUGGCCGAGUGCACUGUCACCUCAAACCUAACCUGGUCCUGGAGGUCAAAGGUGGUCAUCAGUAUGACAAGAACCAGGUGAUCCUCAACACAUGCGAUGAGAGAAAAUUGAACCAAAUUUGGACCUUGGACAUCCUGUGAUCUGAUGAGCCUCUUGCUAACUCAUUAUGAACCCUGUGGAACACACACACGCACACACGCACGCACGCACACACACACACACACACACACACACAGUUGGCCUGAGAGGUCACUGCACCUUUUUGUGGUAUUUUGACACUCCUUGAGGAGGGUACCAUUGACUGGAUCAACGUUUAAACUAUUAUCAUAGUGU
This is a messenger RNA of Etheostoma spectabile (orangethroat darter), 9733 nucleotides long. RefSeq names its product crystallin beta-gamma domain containing 1a (gene crybg1a). Lineage: Eukaryota; Metazoa; Chordata; Actinopteri; Perciformes; Percidae. The record is from RefSeq and is a predicted model, not a curated record.